UAUAGAAGCAAAUUUUAUUGCUUUUGUUGGAUGGGGCUCAGUGGGCGUGGUACUAUUUUUCCUCUCCCAAACAAAAUGGCAGCCCUGAAACCAGCAAAAGCAGUCCCCAGCCCCACUGUGAAAGACUAUGAACCUGCUGAGAGAAGUGGUCAUUCUACAGUAAUAGUAGGAGACUGUCUUUAUAUGUGGGGUGGGAGGAGAGAUGACCAUCCUAAAGAACACAAUAUUGAGAUGGAGAAAAGAGAUUCAUCAUUUGUGGAGGUACUUCACCUUCUGACUGGUAGGUGGGAGCAGAAACCUACCACUGGUGAUCCUCCACUGGGUAGCAUUAACUAUGCAGCUGUUGCUAUUGGGAAUGAGAUAUUCUAUUAUGGAGGACUUUGUAGUCAUCGUCGCUAUGAUGAUAAUGUUCUGUACAGUUUAAAUGUUGAUACUCUCAAAUGGAGGAAAGUUGUACCUACUAAUCCUGAGGAUGGUCCUAAGAAGAAGGAUGAUUGUGGUAUGAUUGCUGUAAAGAUUGAGGGAGAAGAUUACCUUGUAAUAAUUGAAUCAGAACCUAUUAAUAUUCAUUAUUUUAGAAUUGCUACAAGUCAGUGGAUCUCACCUGAAGUUACUGGAGAUGUUAUUACUGGAAUUGAAUACUUUAAUUUGAUGUCAGUAGAUGAUACCAGUGCUAUUUUACUUCAAAAUGAUGAUAAUGAUAUAUCAAAUAAUUCUGUUUAUCGUCUUACCUUUACUAAAGGAUCAGUGGUUUGUGCAACGAUAUCUAAUGGUAGUAAAAAAGGUGGUACUUAUUCUAUGUUUUUGCCUCCUCGUCGUAGUGUAUUACUGAAUAGUCCUUCAGGACUAAAACUAUUGACUAUUGGUGGCAGACAAUGUGAGACAUUUGAUAUUAACAAAACUAAUUGGAAGGAGGUUGGUGUUCCUGAAUCAGUCAAAAAUAGAAAGUAUCAGUCUCUAUCAGUUUGGAAUGAAGAUACAACCAAUACUUGGAUAAUAGAGUUUGGAGGAGAAGGGAAGUUGAAAUCACUCAGUGAUCAUACAACAUUCCUUAAUAUCAGAUACACGUAGGAGUGAUAUUUCU
Amphimedon queenslandica is the source of this 1084-nucleotide messenger RNA. RefSeq lists its product as uncharacterized. Gene Ontology annotation, molecular function: protein binding. The transcript has 6 exons. The record is from RefSeq and is a predicted model, not a curated record. Bases 31 to 1071 code for a protein of 346 amino acids. NCBI's taxonomy places the organism in Eukaryota, Metazoa, Porifera, Demospongiae, Haplosclerida, Niphatidae.